Phascolarctos cinereus (koala) is the source of this 4727-nucleotide messenger RNA. It is a transcript of the gene TLL2, whose product is annotated as tolloid like 2. Gene Ontology annotation, molecular function: metalloendopeptidase activity; zinc ion binding; calcium ion binding. Gene Ontology annotation, biological process: proteolysis. NCBI's taxonomy places the organism in Eukaryota, Metazoa, Chordata, Mammalia, Diprotodontia, Phascolarctidae. The record is from RefSeq and is a predicted model, not a curated record.
AUGAGAAGAGGUAGAGUUGUAUGUUCUUUACAAAAGUGCUAGUUACGCGGUUCAUCCUUCCUUACAUUUAACUGUACUAGGUCAGUAGAGAAGGAAACCGUGCUUCGGUGACUUAACCAGUGAACAGGUGGAAUGGGGAGCCGGCUAAGGAGAUUUCAGGGGCGGGACACAAGCUUACUGUGUGAAGGAAGUGCGAUUCGUUACGCAGGGCUUGUGGGAGAGUUGGAAGUGAGUUGUGCAGUAUCAAAACUGUAGAGGACCAGAACUUCCUUUUACAUUUUCCUUUAUGGGAUCAACGGCCCUCAGGUGGGGAGCUCGGUACCUUUAGAAACACCCCCGCCGGCUCCUAUCCCUUGGGCUUCUUAGCCCCAUUUUCCAUGAGAGGUGCGUGGCGGAGGAGGGGCCUUCUUUCGAACUUCAGUGUGAUUGGCUUUCUCAUCUCCCUAAGGGGCGAAGGCUGUGUGGUCCAGCUGGGGCGGGGGAGAAGGGGCGGAGCGGUCCCUCCUAGCGCAGCUUUAGUGGUAGCUUCGGCGGUGGGUACCCUGAGCGCGGGUAGAGGGCGCAGCGCUUGGCACGCACUGUGCGCUCGGAGCCAUGCACAACCGCCGCGCUUAGUCCGAGCCUGCGGUGAGUUCGGCUCACCUCUGCUCCUGCGUCCUGGUCUGGCAGCCUCGUACUGUCAUCUUCCGCGCGCCGUGCGCACCUAUGGCGCUGGCCCCCAGGCCCCGGGCAGCCGCGCUCCGGACCCUGUCUACCCUGCUGCUGCUGCUGCUGCCGACCCCGCCGCCUCUGGGGCUUUCCCCCGGCAGCGCUGUGGGGCUGGAUUACACCCGGGACACAGCCUUCGAUUACUCGGCGCUGGAAGAAGGGGAUGCUGUCCAGGAGCCGCUAGAUUAUCACGACCCCUGCAAAGCUGCUGUCUUUUGGGGAGAUAUUGCGCUAGAUGAAGAAGACCUGAAGCUAUUUCAUGUUGAUAAAACCGUCAAUUCAUCUAAACCUUUGAUAGAGAGAACCAGACACAACACAGGUGGCCUUGGCGAACAGUUUCAUGAAAUCGGGCCGAAUGCCACAGCCUCCAGUCAUAGUACCAAGAAAGUUAAAAAGGGUGGCAGGCAGAAUUCCAUGCUUCCAGGGAGACUGAAGAAAAAGGGCCCAAAGGCUGCUCCCGGUAGACCUGUGGAGUCUUCGCCACGAGUCCGCAGGGCCACAACAUCAAGGGCUGAGAGGAUCUGGCCCGGAGGGGUGAUCCCCUAUGUCAUUGGAGGAAAUUUCACAGGGAGCCAACGGGCCAUUUUUAAGCAAGCCAUGAGACAUUGGGAGAAACACACCUGUGUGACCUUUAUAGAGAGAACAGAUGAGGAAAGUUUCAUUGUGUUCAGUUACAGAACGUGUGGGUGCUGUUCCUAUGUUGGGCGCCGAGGUGGAGGCCCUCAGGCUAUAUCAAUUGGGAAGAAUUGUGAUAAGUUUGGUAUUGUGGCUCAUGAACUUGGCCAUGUGGUUGGGUUCUGGCAUGAACACACUCGGCCUGACCGAGACCAGCAUGUAACUAUCAUCAGAGAAAAUAUCCAGCAAGGUCAGGAGUACAACUUCCUAAAAAUGGAAGCUGGGGAGGUGAAUUCGCUGGGAGAGACGUACGACUUUGACAGUAUCAUGCACUAUGCCCGGAACACAUUCUCAAGAGGAGUUUUCUUAGACACGAUUCUCCCCCGCCGAGAUGACAAUGGUGUUCGACCGACCAUUGGCCAGCGAGUUCGGCUCAGCCAGGGAGACAUAGCCCAAGCCAGGAAGCUGUACAAGUGCCCAGCCUGUGGAGAGACACUGCAGGACACCACAGGAAACUUUUCUGCCCCUGGUUUCCCAAAUGGUUAUCCUUCCUAUUCCCACUGUGUCUGGAGGAUAUCUGUCACUCCUGGGGAAAAGAUUAUUCUGAAUUUCACAUCUAUGGACCUGUUUAAAAGCCGCCUGUGCUGGUAUGAUUAUGUAGAGGUCCGAGAUGGUUACUGGAGAAAGGCCCCCCUCUUGGGUAGAUUUUGUGGUGACAAAGUGCCAGAACCCCUCAUCUCCACAGACAGUCGCCUUUGGGUUGAGUUCCGAAGCAGCAGCAACAUCCUGGGCAAAGGUUUCUUUGCUGUUUAUGAAGCUAUAUGUGGGGGAGAAAUUCACAAAGAUGCUGGCCAAAUCCAGUCUCCCAAUUAUCCAGAUGACUACAGGCCUUCUAAGGAAUGUGUUUGGAAGAUCACUGUUUCUGAGGGGUUUCAUGUGGGACUGACUUUCCAGGCAUUUGAGAUUGAACGACAUGACAGCUGUGCCUAUGACUACCUGGAAAUUCGGGACGGUGCCACCGAAGAGAGUGCAUCGAUCGGUCACUUCUGUGGCUAUGAGAAACCAGAUGAUAUCAAAUCUAGCUCCAACAAGAUGUGGAUGAAGUUUGUAUCGGAUGGCUCUAUCAAUAAAGCAGGGUUUGCUGCCAAUUUUUUUAAGGAAGUUGAUGAAUGUUCCUGGCCAGAUAAGAAUGGGUGUGAACAGCGCUGCAUGAACACACUGGGCAGCUACAAAUGUGCUUGUGAUCCUGGUUAUGAACUGACGGCUGAUAAGAAGACUUGUGAAGUGGCUUGUGGUGGCUUCAUGACCAAGCUUAAUGGGACCAUUACCAGCCCCGGAUGGCCUAAAGAAUACCCCACAAACAAAAACUGCGUGUGGCAAGUGGUGGCGCCAAGCCAGUACAGGAUCUCCCUCCAGUUUGAAGUGUUUGAGCUGGAAGGCAAUGAUGUUUGUAAAUAUGAUUAUGUGGAGAUCCGAAGUGGGUUGUCCUCUGACUCCAAGCUUCAUGGAAAGUUUUGUGGCUCCGAGAAACCAGAGGUGAUUACCUCCCAAAGCAACAACAUGAGAGUGGAGUUCAAAUCAGACAACACUGUUUCUAAACGUGGCUUCAAAGCCCACUUCUUCUCAGACAAGGAUGAAUGCUCUAAGGACAAUGGUGGGUGUCAACAUGAAUGCAUCAACACAUUUGGAAGCUAUGUUUGCCAGUGUAAAAAUGGGUUUGUGCUACAUGAGAAUGGCCAUGACUGCAAAGAAGCUGGCUGUGAGCACAAGAUAAACAGUGCCGAAGGAAUGAUGGCCAGUCCCAACUGGCCUGAUAAAUAUCCCAGCCGAAAAGAGUGUACAUGGAAUAUUUCCUCCACUCCUGGUCAUCGGGUAAAAAUUACUUUUAAUGAAUUUGAAAUUGAGCAGCACCAGGAAUGCGCCUAUGAUCACCUGGAACUGUAUGAUGGACCCAACAGCAAGUCCCCGAUCCUCGGCCGUUUCUGUGGCAGCAAGAAGCCGGAUCCUGUGGUGGCUUCUACAAACAGGAUGUUUCUCAAAUUCUAUUCUGAUGCUUCAGUGCAGAGGAAAGGUUUCCAAGCAAGGCAUAGCACAGAGUGUGGUGGCCGGCUGAAGGCAGAAGUCCAGACCAAGGACCUCUAUUCCCAUGCCCAGUUUGGUGACAACAAUUAUUCCGGGCAGUCUCAUUGUGAAUGGGUUAUUGCAGCAGAGGAUGGCUAUGGUGUGGAAUUAAUAUUCCAGACAUUUGAAGUCGAAGAGGAAGCAGACUGUGGGUAUGAUUACAUGGAAGCCUUUGAUGGCUACGACAGUACAGCACCGAGGCUGGGCAGAUUCUGUGGCUCUGGGCCUUUAGAAGAAAUCUACUCUGCAGGGGAUUCACUGAUGAUCCGCUUUCACACAGAUGACACCAUCAACAAGAAAGGCUUUCACGCCCAGUAUACAAGCACCAAAUUUCAAGAUGCUCUACACAUGAGGAAGUAGUUUCAGUGUUCCUUAAAUACAUCACCAUCUUUGAUACCAACACCCAAAUGAGUUUUAUUUUCCCCAGGAGCGGUACUCUGUUAAUCUGACCCAAAACACUGCACAGUAUUUUCCUCCAACCAAAACUCAAAAUCCAGCCUUUCUUUGAACCGAAAGGACAUGAUACUCUCUUUUGCUGACAUUUCAAAGACCAAAUACGUUCCUUUGCUGAGAUGUUUUCAAUCAUUGGCCCAAAGGAGUUGUUUGAUUAUUUUUCAGCAAUGUCAAGGUUUCAGUUGAAAGGAGUAGCUGGACAUCCGAGGACACCAAUGGAUGCACUGCCUCCCUCCCUCCUUGGAUGGGUAGUGGGAAGGUGGGUUGGCACCUGAGAUCGUCCCUUCCUUUCAGAAAGAGUCAGGUCGGAUGAGAGACAACGUGACCAUGUUCAGCCUUUUCCCCUAGUCAGCUGAAUCUAGAUCUGUGCAAUAAGUGAGAAGCUUGAUAAUUGUUGAUUUAGAUACACUGUGCAUUAAUUUAAUUCCCAACAGCACAUCACUAUUCUGCUUGUAGGGAGUCUAAAAGAGCUGCCUUUUUGCUUGUUGUUAAAGCAUAUUAGGUCAUAGGAAUACAGGAUCUUAGAGCUGGAAAGGACUCUAGAGGUCUUCUAGCUCUAUGCUUUCAUUUUACAGAUAAGGAAACUGAGGCCCAGAGAGGUAAAGUGACUUGCUCAAGGUCACAUGGCUAGUUAGGAGCUAAACUGGGUCUCCAACUCAGGUCUCCUAAUUCCUGGUCUUUCCACUAUACCAUACUGCCUCCCAGAAGCCUGUGGUGUGCCACAGGCUAGAAUGCUGCUUGGAUGCCAAAACCAGAAAGUCCUUUGCAUUUCUGAGUGUAAGUGGGGAGAUCAUGGAUCCAAGAGAACUGGGAUGGAGCUGUUAGAAAUG